Molecule: messenger RNA, 2712 nt
Organism: Pectinophora gossypiella (pink bollworm)
Lineage: Eukaryota; Metazoa; Arthropoda; Insecta; Lepidoptera; Gelechiidae
Product: multiple inositol polyphosphate phosphatase 1-like
Exons: 7
Coding region: 254-1666 (470 amino acids)
Molecular function (GO): acid phosphatase activity; inositol phosphate phosphatase activity
Source: RefSeq, a predicted model, not a curated record
UGCUUGAAUCACAGACGUAGCAACACAAGUUAUAAAUCGCGCUACAAAUAGAACACGAAACAAAAUUUAAAUAAUAAAAACUAUAAAAGGAAUAGUGUUAACUAUUUUUAAAUUUAAAAAAUAUAAAGCUUAACAAAUAAAAAUAACCUUUUAUUUUUAAUAAGUAAUAAAUUUUUUAAAAUAAAACUUAUUUUAUAAAAAUUAAAUAAAGUGUUCCAAAUUCAAAAUUUAUAUUAGUUUAGUACUUUAAAAAAUGUAUAGAAGCGUUUUAGUAGUUUCGUGUUUAUUAUCUCUAGUUGUAAGCGGAAGCGAAUUUAGUUGUUAUUUUAAUAAUGCGUGCCCUUUUCAAAUGUUCGGGUCAAAAACACCAUAUGAUACAGGCAGAGGCGAUUUAAGAGAUUUUAAGAAAUUGGAAGGUUGCGAAGCAGUUAGCCUGUGGUCGAUCCACCGGCACGGCAAUCGGAAUCCGGGCAGUUCAGUGACCGCGGCCGUCAAGGUCAUAGCUGGCUUGAAGGACCAGAUCGUGCAGGCCUUCGAUCAGGGGAGCAGCUUGUUGUGUGCUACGGACAUCGAUGAAUUUCGAAAAUGGACGUGGAACGAGACUUUAGAGACUACUCCGUCAUACCUCACCGGCGUUGGCUAUGAAGAACUCUACGGCAUCGGCUCCAGAAUCCGGGCCGCUUACCCUGAACUCCUGAAUGGGUCCACGGAAGACUAUUACUUCAGACCCACGAAUUACCAGCGGACAAUCACCAGUGCUAUGGGUUUUGUCCAUGGGUUGACUGAUGGAACAAGCUUGAAGGUAGCAAUUGAUGAGCCUCGGGAUGUGGACGAUGUCAUUCAACCAUAUGCAAAUUGCCAAAAAUAUCAAGAAACGGUCAGAGAUGCCCCUAUAUUGGAUAAAGUCGUUGCGGAGUUGGAAUCUUCCCCCGAUUAUGCUGCUAUCAGACACGCAGUACAGAAACGCCUGGGCAUCGCAUAUCAGAUCACUACAGAAGACGUAUUUUCCAUCUAUGAGCUGUGCCGGUUCUACCGAUCCUGGGAUGAGAAGAAGCAGUCGCCAUGGUGCUCUAUGUUCACUAAUGAAGAGCUGGUUAUACUUGACUACAGGGACGAUUUGAGGCAUUAUUAUCGGAAUGGCUACGGAUCUUGGGUGAACAGUCGUCUAGGAGAACAGCCUCUUAGAGACCUCUACCAGAAGCUAUCAGCAGCUACCCAGGGUCAGGGUCAAAAGAUAGUCUCGUACUUCUCCCACGAUGCCAUGAUGGAGAUGGUCUACUGCGCGUUGCAACUGUUCAAUGAUCGGGAACCACUCCGGGGAGAUAACAGGAAUCCUGAUAGACUUUGGAGGACAAGCUAUAUAGGAGCCAUGGCUAUUAAUAUGAUUACCGUUUUGAACAGGUGUCAAGAGUCGGGGACUGAAGCCUACAGAGUCCAGAUCUUCGUAGGCGAGAAGGUCACUGAACUUUGUCCCGUCGAGGGUUGCUCUUGGGAAGAAUUUGAACAUAUGUUUAAACAGUUCAAUGACACCAAUCUGAACUUCUGUGCCUUGGACUAUCCUGAACCGGAGGAUCCUAUGCCCUGCUGUUUACCUGACAGUGCUGCCGUCCAUAGUAUUAGCUGGGUUGUUUUAUUACUUUUGAUAGGGAUUUCUAGAUUCUGGUGACAUAUUUUAAAUAUACUAGUGAUAAAUGAGGUUUUAAUGAUUUGUAAAUUAAGUAUGUACGGUCACGAGCAUUAAUAAUUAUGUAUACACUUUGGUACCAUGUCACAUUAACUUUUUUGACAAAUUGAACUGUAAGUCUCACUAAAUGUCAAAUAUGUUAGUGUGACAGAGUCCUAAAGUGGGUACAUUAUAUUGCUCAUGACUGUACUGAUUUUUUUAUAUAAAUACAUGUGAAGUAGUACCUCGUACUGAACUACUUGCUUAUUGGGUACUUUACGUCAAAAUGGCCGGUCACUCGGCGUACGGUCACGAGCAUUAAUAUGUAUGUAUACACUUUGGUACCAUGUCACAUUAACUUUUUUGACAAAUUGAACUGCAAGUCUCACUAAAUGUCAAAUAUGUUAGUGCGACAGAGUCCUAAAGUGGGUACAUUGUAUUGCUCAUGACUGUACGUAUAGUUGAAACAGUUCUAGUGUAAUAGAUGUCAGGCCGGUUUAAAACCAUUUAAAUCAAACAGUUUAAAACGAAAAAAACCGUUUAUAACCGAAAUCAACCAUUUAUGACGGUUUAAAACGGCUGCUGUUCAUGACUAUGUUUAUCUUCAUUAUAACUACAUUUUCUUGAUUUUACUUAUAUAGAGAUAUAACGAAGUACCUAUAAACUGUGUAAAGAAUUUUUGAAUGUGUAAUUAGUAUACUGUUAUUGAUAAUAAUAUACUUAUCAUACUUACAUCGUUUUAAGUUUACGCGGUUAUUAUCAUAAUUAAGUCUCAUAUCCCCAUUUAAACGCGGGAAACACCCGUUAUUAUGUGCUUUAAAUAUACUUGACAUUGGAAGCAAAUGUCUGGUGAUACGCACUAAGCGGUACUAAUAGAGAAGCAAUAACUGGCCAUCAUUUCGAUUGGAACACUCUAGAUUUGAAUUCGCCGAGUGACCGGUCAUUCUGGUGCUAACAGAAUUUUGUGGGUAAUAUAUCACAUUAAGUACGCAAUUAUUGUGCAUAUGAACAAGUUCCUAGUUAUUUAAAUAAAAGCAUUGUUUUUUAUA